Bolinopsis microptera is the source of this 1548-nucleotide messenger RNA. RefSeq lists its product as uncharacterized. The record is from RefSeq and is a predicted model, not a curated record. Bases 87 to 1421 code for a protein of 444 amino acids. The transcript is spliced from 5 exons. Lineage: Eukaryota; Metazoa; Ctenophora; Tentaculata; Lobata; Bolinopsidae.
GGCUAUUUUCGUUUUCAAACUAGAUUAAAUUAAUUGUUUUUCAUUGCUGGUUCGAAUUCGGUUGUCCUGGUUACGAUCUAUUGAUAAUGAAGAGAGCAUUACCUGCAACACUUCUGUUUGUUGGCGUUCUGCUGAUCUUGGUUGCAGCAGCGAAGGAAAAAAGGAGUGUCAACGAGUUGCUGGGAGAGAUAGAGAACUUUUGCAACGGAGACGAAAUCUGCUCCGGUGAUUUGACGGACGACCUCAUCAAUUAUCUGUACGAUGGUCAACCUGUAGAUACAGAUGUUUCGGAAACGACACUUCUGAUGGAAGUUAUGGACAAAAAGUGCGCUGUUGAUUCUGCUUGUUUGGAGGAACUGUAUAAAGAGUUAUACAACGUUUUGGAGCAGUCCUAUCAGGAAAAUACGAGGGAAGGAAAUCAAAAUUACUUAGGAAGCGUAGUGGACAAACACGACAAUGAAAAUGAUGCCAAAAAGGAAGUAAAAAAAGACAAAAUGACGUCUGCAGAUCGAGCAAUGGCGGAGAUGCAAUCCUGGGACAAGAAAAAGAGAAAGCUGUGGGAGAAGAAGCAAUCAAAACUGAAAGAUCUGGAGAGAAAGGAUUGGAAAGCUGAAAAAAAGGGCUUGAACAAGGUCUACGGUAAAGUUGUUGUAAGAAAUUUCAGAAAGAAUGAAAGAGAUCAAAGGGAAGACCAGAUGGAUUUAUUGGAUGAUGAGGAAGAUUCUGAUGAUAUAGAAGACGAAGAUUUAUUGAAUGAUGAAGAAUAUGAAGAUGAAGUCGAUGUUGGAAAAGGCAAAAAGACUCUGGCAGAUCGGGCAAUGGCGGAGAUGCAAUCGUGGGACAAGAAAAAGAGCAAGCUGUGGGAGAAGAAACAAUCAGCACUGAACGAUCUGGAGAGAAAGGAUUGGAAAGCUGAAAAAAAGGGCUUGAAUGAGGUAUACGGUAAAAAUAUUGUAAAACAAUUCAGAAAGAAUGAUAGAACUGAGGAAGAUUCUAAUGACAUAGAAGACGAUAAUUUAUUGAAUGAUGAAGAUGAAGAUUAUGAGGGAGAUGAAGAUUAUGAGGGAGAUGAAGAUUACGAUGGAGAUGAGUAUGAAGAUGAGUAUGAAGAUGAAAAUGAAUAUGAAGAUUACGAGGGAGAUGGAUAUGAAGGUGAAUACGAAGAUGAGUUUGAAGAUGAAGAUGAGUAUGAGGUCUAUGGCGAUGAGAAUAAUGACGUACCAUAUGGACUUGGAGACGAUGGUGCACAGCCACAGGGUCAGGAGUUUGAAUAUGCAGAUGAUGAAGAAUACGACGCUGACAAUUAUGAAUACGAGGAUGAAGACGAUUAUGCACAGGAUGAGGGUUACAAUGAUUACUAUGACGAUUACAAUAAUGAAAAUGAGGAAAACGAUGAUUAUGAGGAUAUGAAGUACGGUUAAAAAUUAAAAAGAUAGCAAUUAAAAAACUGGAAAUUAAUAAAUCUUAACAUUGUCAAGUUACUUUUUCAGGUGCUAGCCUAAUCUGACUGUAGAAUUAUUGUGUGAAUGUUUUUUAAGAGGGGGUUCA